AUGAAGUCCGUGUGGGGCUGCAUCCUGCUGGGGGCGCUGCUGAGCCAAGUGGCGGCCCUGCGAUGUUACUCUUGUGAUGGGGACGGGAGCUGCCAGGAGACAGCGGACUGUGGGGAGCAGCAGGGGUGGUGUCGCACGACUGCCCUCACCAUGAUCGCCCGCUCCGAGGUCUCCAAGCGGAUCCAGAAGGGCUGCGACGUGGAGGGGAAACCCAACAAUUCCAUUUCCUUCUUCUCCCAUGGGCAGAUUGUGAUGCUGGCGGAGGAGCAGUGCGCUACCGACCUCUGCAACCAGGGGGUGCCAGACGCCCUGAGCGCCUUCCCCUCCACCUCCAGCCUGGAUUGCCUCUCCUGCUCCUCCUCCGACCACUCCUGCUCCGGCCCCUCCUUGACGCGGAUCCGGUGCCUGGACCCCCGGGAGCAGUGCGUGGACAUCACGGCCAUCUCCAUGCCCGAAGAGUUUCCCCAGGACGAGCGGCGCAUCAAAGGCUGCGGGCAGAUCUCUCAGUGCCAGGAGCCCCUGGGCUUCCACAACCGCGACAGCUUCUACCUGCUGCAGUGCUGCAACUCCACCCUGUGCAAUAACGACGCCCACGAUUAUGAGGAAUCGCCCCUGCCCCUGAACGGGGUCACCUGCUAUGCCUGCGAAGGGAACUCCAGCCACGGCUGCGCCCCAGAACACGUCACCGCGGUGCAGUGCCAGGGGCCCAUGACCCACUGCAUGGAGACCGUGGGGAGCCAUGAGCGGACGGGGCCGGGCGCCAUGCUGAAGGGCUGCGCCACCCCGGCCUGGUGCGAUGCCCCCUACACCUCCGUCUACAAGCGCCUGGCCGGGGUCCAGGCCCACUGCUGCCGUGGCAACUUCUGCAACAGCGGGAUGCAGGCGGGCGCCCUCCCCAGGAGCCAGGCCGGCCACGGGCUCGCGGCACAGCCAGCCCUGCUCUGCGGCGCCGCCCUCCUGGCCGUGCUGGUCCUGCUGCCCAGCGGCUCCUAA
This is a messenger RNA of Emys orbicularis (European pond turtle), 993 nucleotides long. It is a transcript of the gene PLAUR, whose product is annotated as plasminogen activator, urokinase receptor. The transcript is spliced from 7 exons. Bases 1 to 993 code for a protein of 330 amino acids. The record is from RefSeq and is a predicted model, not a curated record. NCBI's taxonomy places the organism in Eukaryota, Metazoa, Chordata, Testudines, Emydidae. Gene Ontology annotation, cellular component: plasma membrane.